This is a messenger RNA of Trichoderma aggressivum f. europaeum, 735 nucleotides long. RefSeq lists its product as uncharacterized. The transcript has a single exon. Gene Ontology annotation, cellular component: vacuolar membrane; GATOR1 complex. Gene Ontology annotation, molecular function: GTPase activator activity. Bases 1 to 735 code for a protein of 244 amino acids. NCBI's taxonomy places the organism in Eukaryota, Fungi, Ascomycota, Sordariomycetes, Hypocreales, Hypocreaceae. The record is from RefSeq and is a predicted model, not a curated record. Gene Ontology annotation, biological process: negative regulation of TORC1 signaling; positive regulation of autophagy.
AUGAAGCUCUUCCCCCACCACGCCAACCCCCCCGCCGUCAAGGGCUGGCACGUCCCCGUCGCAAGGACAAAGUUCCCCGAAAUCGUCGACCCAACAUGGGACAUCACCCUCCAAAAAGUCGUCGCGAAAAUCGACGGCGUCUCCGACGUCCGCCGCAUCGCCCACGAGGCCUCCGUCUCCCUGGACCUCGCCAAAAUCGCCAUCCGCCACCUGCUCUACUACGACACCAUCCUCCUCCUCGACAUCUUCUUCUUCAGCUCGUGCUACGCGCCCCGGCCCGGCAUCCACGACUUCAUCCGCAACGUCGACGGCAUCGUCGACGAGUGCGCCGGCUACGUGUCCCACGGCAGGGCCAGGGUCAGCAACUACCUCCUCAUCCGCUUCAUGGCCUCGUUCUCCCCGGGAAAGAGCAUCAAGGAGUGGAUCAUGAUUCACCGCGAGGCUGGGUUCGAAAUCAUGUCGUACAUCGACAUACGCCGCUUUGUGCAGUUUGGCAUCAUAAAGGGCUGCCUCUACCGCGUGCACAAGUAUGUCGUUUCCAAGCAGUACUUGGCCUCGCUCGCCACUGGGCAGAGCAAGCCGUUCGCUGGGGGUGAUCCUUUGCAGAAAUAUACAGACGGGUGCCAUCACAUGGAUCAAAUCAUGACGGAGCAGAAUUUGACUAAUGAUCAAGUUAUGGAGAGGCUCAAGAUGUUGCCCGUUCCUAGGGGUGACAUUACGGUGUUUUACAGAUAG